AUGGCCUGCUGGGUGGCGGCCGCCAUGCACCUGCUGCUGCUCUGCAACGCCGCGGCCGCCGCGCGCGCCGCCGUCGCCCUGUUCGCCGCCGUCGACGGCACGACGCCGCUGCCCCCGCGCCUGUCCCUCGCGGAGGCCGCGGCCGCGACCGGCACAGGCGACUACGACGACGGCACCACCGGGGACAAGGGGUCCCAGGCCAUCGUGGGGAGCCCCAUCGUGGCCGGCGCCAUGAGCGACCGCCUCAGGGCGCUCACCUCCUCCUUCGCCAUCGCCAUCGGCAAGAAGCUCGACUACUGCAUCAAGGACACGGAGACGGAGUGGAAUCAGGCCUUCGAUUUCUCAAAGGACACCACCUUCCUCACCAAUUGUAUGAAGGAGACCAAGGGGGACCUCCAGCAGCGGAUCUGCACGGCGGCGGAGAUGAGGUUCUACUUCGACAGCCUGAUGGGCGGCGGAGACACGGCGGAGACCAACUACGUGAAGCCCAACGUGAACUGCAACCGGUCGUCGUGGAUCGACGGGUGCGAGCCCGGCUGGGCGUGCAGCGCCGGUCCCGACCAGAAGAUCGACCUGCAGAACUCCAAGGACAUCCCCUACAGGCCGCUCAAGUGCCAGUCCUGCUGCCCAGGCUUCUUCUGCCCCCAUGGCCUCACCUGCAUGAUCCCUUGCCCUCUGGGUGCUUACUGUCCACGGUCCAGCCUGAAUACUUCCACAGGCAUCUGUGACCCGUACAACUAUCAGCCGCCGCCCGGAAACCCGAACCACACCUGCGGAGCCGCCGACAUCUGGGCGGAUGUGGUCACAGCAGAUGAUAUCUUCUGCCCUGCUGGAUUCUACUGCCCCAGCACUAUACAGAAGCUCCCUUGUAGUAGUGGGUAUUAUUGCAGGAAGGGGUCAACCUCACAGACUAGAUGCUACAAGAAGAGCUCUUGCCCACCAAACUCUGCUACUCAGGACAUCACUAUAUUCGGCGCGCUGCUUGUGGUUGCAUCCUGCUUAGUCCUUCUUAUCAUCUACAACUUCUCCGGCCAAAUCCUGACCAACCGCGAGAAGAGGCAAGCGAAAUCUCGAGAGGCUGCCGCAAGGCAUGCGAGAGAGACCGCACAGGCUCGAGAGAGGUGGAAGUCAGCUAAAGACGUCGCCAAGAAGGCGGGCGUGGGACUGCAGUCGCAACUGUCCCGCACCUUCUCGCGCAAGAAGGCUGGCCAGGCACAGCCCGGACCGUCCAGGGUAGGAGACGCAGGUGGGAAGAAGAACAAUCUUACUGACAUGAUGCGCUCGAUUGAGGAUAACCCAGAGAGCGAUGAGGGGUUCAACCUGGAAGUAGGAGACAAGGCCCUGAAAAAGCCCACGGGGAAACAGAUGCACACCCGGAGCCAGAUCUUCAAGUACGCGUAUGGUCAGAUCGAGAAGGAGAAGGCCAUGCAGCAGGAGAACCAUAACAUGACCUUCUCAGGCGUUAUAUCCAUGGCAAAAGACCAUGAUGUCAGUACGAGACCAUCCAUUGAGAUCGCCUUCAAGGACCUAACUCUGACACUGAAGGGAAGCAAGAAGAAGCUCUUGAGAUCAGUGACAGGGAAGCUCUCACCUGGUAAGGUAGCUGCCGUCAUGGGCCCGUCUGGCGCAGGGAAAACCACGUUUCUGAGCGCCAUUGCCGGUAAGGCAACCGGGUGUGGAACAUCGGGUCUGGUAUUAAUAAAUGGCAAGAUCGAACCGAUUCGAGGGUACAAGAAGAUCAUUGGCUUUGUUCCCCAAGAUGACAUCGUCCAUGGCAACCUAACUGUUGAAGAAAACCUCUGGUUCAAUGCAAGAUGCAGGCUGUCAGCAGACAUGUCGAAAGCCGAUAAGGUCCUCGUCGUGGAAAGGGUCAUCGAGUCCCUUGGGCUGCAGCCAGUUCGAGAUUCUUUGGUUGGGACGGUAGAGCAGCGUGGCAUCUCUGGUGGCCAGCGCAAGAGAGUCAAUGUCGGCCUCGAGAUGGUGAUGGAGCCGUCGGUGCUGAUCUUGGAUGAGCCGACGUCUGGUUUGGACAGUGCCUCCUCCCUGCUUCUGCUCCGCGCCCUUCGUCGUGAAGCUCUCGAAGGCGUCAACAUCUCCAUGGUCGUCCAUCAGCCCAGUUACACUCUCUACAGAAUGUUUGAUGACCUGAUACUUCUAGCCAAAGGGGGCAUGACGGUGUACCAUGGGCCCGUGAAGAAGGUGGAGGAGUACUUCACAGGGCUGGGCAUCAUCGUGCCAGAGCGGGUGAACCCACCAGACUACUACAUCGACAUCUUGGAGGGCAUUGUGAAGCCCAACUUAAGCCCAGGUGUCAGUGUGAAGGAUCUGCCGAUCAGAUGGAUGGUGCACAACGGGUACGAUGUCCCGCGGGAUAUGCUGCAGAGUUCUUCACAAUCAGAGUCGACGUCCAGGGGAAGCAUGGAUCAUGCUUCGAGCCACGACGAUGCAGCGCCAUCCAUUGUUUCAGUACUCUGGGGCAAUUUCAAGGAUAUCCUCGGGCAGAAGAAGGACGAGUAUGAUUACAACAAGACUUCAGAGGAUUUGUCAAAACGUAAGACUCCCGGCAUCCUGAGGCAGUACAGAUACUUCCUAGGAAGGUGCGGCAAGCAGAGGCUCCGUGAUGCCAGGAUACAGGGAGUUGACUAUUUGAUCCUUUGUCUUGCCGGUAUAUGCCUGGGAACACUGGCGAAAGUGAGCGACGAGACGUUUGGAGCGCUGGGAUACACUUACACUGUCAUUGCUGUCUCUCUGCUCUGCAAGAUCGGAGCCCUGAGAUCGUUCACGCUGGACAAGAUAAACUACUGGAGGGAGAGAGCCUCCGGGAUGAGCUCCCUGGCCUACUUCAUGUCCAAGGACACCAUAGAUCACUUCAACACCAUUGUUAAGCCCAUUGUCUACCUCUCCAUGUUCUACUUCUUCAACAACCCAAGGUCGUCCAUAUGGGAGAACUACAUUGUCCUCCUUGCACUCGUCUACUGCGUCACUGGCAUCGGCUACACCUUCGCCAUCUUCUUCCAGCCAGGUUCUGCACAGCUGUGGUCUGCUUUGCUUCCAGUGGUUUUGACUCUGAUAGCAACACAGCAGAAGGACACGAUCCUUGCCGAUCUGUGCUACACAAAGUGGGCUCUGGAAGCCUUUGUCAUUGCAAACGCUCAGAACUAUUCCGGAGUGUGGCUAAUAACACGGUGUGGCUCACUGGUCAGGAGCGGCUACGACAUUGAGCACGAGGCUCUCUGUAUAGCGGUCCUCAUUGCUAAUGGGAUACUCUUCCGCUGUGUAGCAUUCUUCUGCAUGGUCACCUUCCAGAAGAACUAA
Miscanthus lutarioriparius is the source of this 3315-nucleotide messenger RNA. The record is from the annotation of a GenBank genome assembly. NCBI's taxonomy places the organism in Eukaryota, Viridiplantae, Streptophyta, Magnoliopsida, Poales, Poaceae.